UUUCCACAUCACCACAACUUUAAGGAGAGGGACAUGCCUGCUCUUUUCUGCAGGAAAUCACAUGGAAGUGCCAUCGCACUCACAUGACAUCUAAACUAUGACGGCGGACAUCAAUGAAGGAUCUGUCCCUUCAUACUAUCGUGAAGUACAUCAAGCCAUCUGCUCCAGAACUGAUGAACGAGUGCCUUUAAGUGUAUUCCAGAGAGUUCUCAGCAGAACAUCUCUCUCCAUCACCGUUCAAAACCAGAUAGCUGAACAUGUAAACAGUGGUGAUGGAUUCCUAAGUAAAGUCUCGCUGUAUAAAGGCUUGGCUCUCAUUGCCCUUGCUCAACAAGGAAAACCACCUAGUCCCAAACUGCUGGAGAAUUUCAUACAAGAGUUCCCGAAGCCUCAGUUGGGAGAGCCGAGGGAGCUUCAGAGUCUGAAGAUGCAGACGGUUCAGGAGAGUCCUUUGAACUUGUCUUUGGCUCUGGGAGAGCUGUUGAAGAAGGACACCAUCAAAGUUGAGCUCAUUCCCGAGAAGAAGGGGCUGUUUCUUAAACACGUGGAGUAUCAGGUCACCAGUGAGCGUUUUACAGUAUCAGUCUAUCGGCGAUACACUGAUUUUGACGUCUUCCAUGAGCUCCUGCUUCAGAGAUACGCUUACAGAGUCGUGCCGGCGCUUCCUCCCAAAAGGGCGCUGAAAGGAGACUUCAGCAACUUGUACUUCCACAGUAACGGAGUACCAGAAAGUGCCUUGCUGUGUUUUAUUAAUGGAAGGGCUAUGUUUUGUUGUUUCUGGAAAAGUUUAAUCUUUUCUCUGUUCUUUGGCCCCGCUGCAGUCCUGACCUCUAUGUCAGAGCGAGAGUUCAUUGAAGGCCGGAGACGAGCUCUGGGCAGGUUUCUGAAUCUUGUGGCACGCCACCCUGUCUUUUCCGAGGAUGAGCUUGUGAAAACAUUCCUUACCUUCAGUGGCUCGGAUGUCCAAACUAAGCUUAGAGAUGCGUGCAAAAAAUUGGGUGAUGAGUUCAUGACAUGCAAAUAUGCAACGCAGGCCAAGGAUUACCUCCCAGCAGAUAUCCAAAGUCAGUUUUCAUCCAGCAGAGAGCUCAUCAAAAAUAUCCAUAACAGUUUUCAGAAGUUACGGGACAGGGCAGAGAGGAUGGCCGAGCGCUCGAAGGAGAACGCCACAGAUCUGCUGAUGUUUGGGAAGGAGCUCAGUUCUUUGGGAUCGGAUGAGUCACCUGUGCCUAUCCUGGCAUCCUGCAAGAGUCCUUGGGCUGCUCUCAGACGCUCUGUCAAAGGGCUUUCUGUUGAGUUCUCUCUUCUGUCUGAGAAAGCUGCCCAACAGGGCAGAAGAGAGGAGGAUGAUGUGGUGGAAAAACUGAAUCUGUUCCUGGACUUGCUGCAGUCGUACAGGGACUUGUGUGAACGACAUGAGAAAGGGGUCUUGCACGAACACCAGCGCGCGCUGCAGAAGUACGGUGUCAUGAAAAGACAAAUCCUGAGUGCCACGGUGCAGCCUAAAGAACAGGUUUCUGUCGAACAGCUUGAGUCCCGCAUCGUCCAGCAAGAAAACGCCAUCCAGGCCAUGGAGCUGCGUAACUACUUCUCCCUGUUCUGCCUGCACCAGGAGAGCCAGCUCAUAUUCACAUACCUGCCCAUUACGUCUCAUAUCCUGGGGGCAUUUGUAAACUCACAGGUGCAGGGACAUAAAGAGAUGGGUGAGGUGUGGCAGGAUCUUCAUUCCAAGCUUAAAAGUAUUUUUGGGGACGGUAACGGACAGUCUCCGCCUCUCAGCCCAAAAUAGCCUCCCUUCAGAAUCGAAAGAAAAUGAACUCCAGCCUGUUUUGAAUAGCAGGAUCUAUUCAGGAAAUAAUACGGACAGUCAGUAUUCUUUCUUGCAAAGAGUUAUUGGGAACUGCUUAUGUGUGAAUGUGUUAUGUGGCAGUUCCUAAAAUCUGUCUGUCGAAAAGGGCCCUUAAUUUCCUACAGUUUGAACAAACUGACGCCUAAAAUAAACGGCUAAUGAUGUUGACAAUAAGUUGAGGAAAUGCAACAAGAUGCUACAACACUGUAUUACCCUGUUGAAAAAACCAGCAUAUGCUGGUUCGGUAUGUUUUGAUGCUGGGAUGCUGGUUUA
Messenger RNA from Sinocyclocheilus rhinocerous, 2122 nucleotides. RefSeq names its product sorting nexin 8a (gene snx8a). Gene Ontology annotation, molecular function: phosphatidylinositol binding. Bases 98 to 1789 code for a protein of 563 amino acids. Gene Ontology annotation, cellular component: early endosome membrane. The transcript is spliced from 13 exons. The record is from RefSeq and is a predicted model, not a curated record. NCBI's taxonomy places the organism in Eukaryota, Metazoa, Chordata, Actinopteri, Cypriniformes, Cyprinidae. Gene Ontology annotation, biological process: intracellular protein transport; early endosome to Golgi transport.